Molecule: messenger RNA, 10878 nt
Organism: Chanos chanos (milkfish)
Lineage: Eukaryota; Metazoa; Chordata; Actinopteri; Gonorynchiformes; Chanidae
Gene: ank3b
Product: ankyrin 3b
Exons: 44
Coding region: 1-10878 (3625 amino acids)
Biological process (GO): signal transduction
Molecular function (GO): protein binding
Source: RefSeq, a predicted model, not a curated record
AUGGCACACGCUGCGUCCCAGCUGAAGAAAAAAGCGGAUAUAGAUCUCACCGCCGCCGAGGAAGAGAAAGAAAAAGAGAAGAAAAGGAAGAGCAGGAAAAGGUCCCGGGAAGUCAAGAAAAAGUCUGACAGCAAUGCCAGUUAUCUCAGAGCGGCCCGGGCAGGGAAUUUGGAGAAAGCCCUUGAUUACCUGAAGACCGGCGUGGACAUUAAUAUCUGCAAUCAGAAUGGGCUGAAUGCUCUUCAUCUCGCCUCUAAAGAAGGCCAUGUGGAGGUAGUGGCAGAGUUGAUCAAACUGGGAGCCACUGUGGAUGCAGCCACCAAGAAAGGAAACACCGCUCUGCACAUAGCCUCCCUCGCUGGACAAACAGACGUUGUGAAAGAGCUGGUGACCAAUGGAGCUAACAUCAAUGCACAAUCUCAGAAUGGCUUCACACCGCUCUACAUGGCUGCACAGGAGAACCACUUGGAGGUGGUCAAGUUCCUCCUAGACAACGGUUCUAGUCAGAGCAUCGCCACAGAGGAUGGCUUUACGCCACUGGCGGUGGCUCUUCAGCAGGGGCAUGAUCAGGUGGUCUCUCUCCUCCUGGAGAAUGACACAAAGGGUAAAGUGCGGCUACCCGCUCUCCACAUCGCCGCCCGCAAAGAUGACACCAAGGCGGCCGCCCUGCUCCUGCAGAAUGACCACAACGCUGACGUGGAGUCCAAGAUGAUGGUGAAUAGAACAACAGAGAGCGGCUUCACCCCACUCCAUAUCGCAGCUCACUACAGCAACAUCAACGUGGCAACGCUGCUCCUGAACCGGGGUGCCGCUGUGGACUUUAAGGCCAGGAAUGACAUCACUCCUCUACAUGUGGCAUCGAAAAGAGGAAACGGGAAUAUGGUCAAGCUGUUGUUGGAGCGAGGAGCCAGAAUCGAUGCCAAAACCAAGGAUGGGCUGACCCCCCUGCACUGUGGAGCCAGGAGUGGGCACGAGCAAGUGGUUGAGAUGUUACUGGACCGAGGGGCUCCGAUUUUGUCCAAGACCAAGAAUGGACUGUCGCCGCUCCACAUGGCUACCCAGGGAGACCAUCUGAACUGUGUCCAGCUCCUUCUUCACCACGAGGUCCCUGUGGAUGAUGUCACCAACGAUUACUUGACCGCACUGCACGUUGCCGCUCACUGUGGACACUACAAGGUUGCAAAAGUCCUAGUGGACAAAAAAGCCAACCCCAACGCUAAGGCACUGAAUGGUUUCACGCCACUCCACAUUGCUUGCAAGAAGAACAGGAUCAAAGUGAUGGAGCUGCUGUUGAAAUACGGAGCGUCGAUUCAGGCUGUAACUGAGUCUGGACUCACACCAAUUCAUGUGGCUGCUUUCAUGGGACAUGAAAAUAUAGUGACUCAGUUAAUGAGUCAUGGAGCUUCGCCAAACGCAACUAAUGUGAGGGGAGAGACAGCACUCCACAUGGCUGCCAGGGCUGGACAAGCAGAGGUGGUCAAAUACCUGGUGCAAAACGGAGCCCUUGUGGAGGCCAAAGCCAAGGAUGAGCAAACUCCUCUGCAUAUCUCCAGUCGUUUGGGCAAGCCUGAUAUAGUACAGCAGCUGCUUCAGCGCGGAGCCUCACCAGACGCUACCACCACGGCUGGCUACACACCCCUCCACCUCGCCGCCCGUGAGGGCCACAAAGACGUGGCCUCAGUCCUGCUGGACCAGGGUGCUUCCCUUGCUAUCACCACCAAGAAAGGAUUCACUCCUCUACACGUGGCAGCAAAAUAUGGGAAGAUUGAAGUGGCCAACCUCCUCCUGCAGAAGAGGGCGCCACCAGAUGCAGCGGGAAAGAGUGGAUUAACCCCACUGCAUGUGGCUGCACACUACGAUAACCAGAAAGUAGCUCUACUUCUCCUUGACCAGGGAGCCUCUCCCCAUGCAGCUGCCAAGAAUGGUUACACUCCUCUGCAUAUUGCUGCCAAGAAGAACCAGAUGGAAAUUGCCACCACCCUGCUGGAGUAUGGUGCUGAUACUAACGCUGUCACACGUCAGGGAAUUGGAGCUCUGCAUCUAGCAGCCCAGGAGGGCAACGUGGAUAUUGUCACCCUGCUGUUGGCAAGGGAUGCUUCUAUCAACCUGUCCAACAAGAGUGGACUGACCCCUCUUCAUUUAGCAGCCCAGGAGGAUAAAGUCAACGUGGCCGAGGUGCUAGUCAACCACGGAGCCACUGUGGAUCCUGAGACCAAGAUGGGAUACACUCCACUGCAUGUAGCCUGUCACUACGGAAACGUAAAGAUGGUGAACUUCCUCUUAAAGCAUCAAGCAAAAGUCAAUGCUAAAACGAAGAAUGGAUAUACACCACUCCAUCAGGCAGCACAGCAAGGCCACACCCACAUCGUUAAUGUACUGCUACAAUAUGGAGCCUCACCCAAUGAGCUAACUGUGAACGGAAACACUGCCCUGUCCAUUGCCAGGCGUCUAGGCUAUAUCUCUGUUGUGGACACACUCAAGGUUGUGACUGAGGAAACACUGACCACUCUGACGGUCACUGAGAAGCAUAAAAUGAAUGUACCGGAAACAAUGAACGAGGUCCUCGACAUGUCAGAUGAUGAUGUUCGUAAAGCCAAUGUACCAGAAAUGCUCAGUGAAGAAUAUAUAUCAGAUGUUGAUGAAGGUGAGGAUGCCAUGACGGGAGGGACGGAUAAGUACCUCGGCCCUCAAGACCUGCGGGAAUUAGGAGACGACUCACUCCCACAGGAGGGUUACGUAGGCUUUAGCACCGGAGCCCGGUCAGCAAGCCCUAAAGUCAGCCUCCGCUCCUUCAGUUCGGAUAGGUCCAACACUCUCAACAGGAGUUCUUUCACACGGGACAGUAUGAUGAUCGAGGAGAUCCUGGCUCCCAGCAAGGACACGGGUGUCUGUAAAGAAAUGCCCUUCAUUGUUGAUCCUCAUAAUAAGCACCUGGCCGCAGCCAGGGAGUUUGACACGGACUCUCUUAGACGCUACAGCUGGGCAGCCGACACGCUCGACAACGUCAACUUGGUCUCCAGCCCCGUUCAUUCAGGCUUUUCCUCCCCACUCCCUCAGUAUGACUCCAGAUUUCUGGUCAGUUUCAUGGUGGAUGCUCGUGGUGGUUCCAUGAGGGGCAGCCGCCACAAUGGCAUGCGCAUUAUCAUCCCGCCUCGCAAAUGCACUGCACCCACGCGCAUCACCUGCCGCCUGGUCAAGAGGCACAAAUUGGCAUCACCUCCCCCUAUGGUGGAAGGAGAAGGCCUGGCCAGCAGACUGGUGGAAGUGGGCCCUGCUGGUGCUCAGUUCUUGGGCCCUGUGAUUGUGGAGAUCCCCCAUUUUGGCUCUAUGAGAGGGAAGGAGCGAGAACUGAUCAUACUGAGGAGUGAGAAUGGUGAGGCAUGGAAGGAGCAUCAGUAUGACUGCAGAACUGAAGAUCUCAAUGAACUCCUCAAUGGCAUGGACGAAGAAUUAGACAGUGUGGUUGACCUGGAGAGAAAACGCAUAUGUCGCAUCAUCACCAAGGAUUUCCCACAGUACUUUGCGGUGGUGUCACGGAUCAAGCAAGAGAGUAAUCAGAUGGGUCCUGAAGGUGGAGUUCUGUCCAGCAUGACUGUGCCCCUGGUUCAGGCCUCUUUCCCUGAGGGGGCACUGACCAAAAAGAUUAGAGUUGGACUGCAGGCCCAACCCGUUCCAGAUGAGACUGUGAAGAAGAUCCUGGGGAAUAGAGCCACCUUCAGUCCCAUUGUGACAGUGGAACCACGCAGGAGGAAGUUCCAUAAGCCUAUCACGAUGACUAUCCCCGUGCCUCCACUCUCAGGGGAGGGCAUAACCAAUGGUUACAAAGGAGACUCCACCCCUUGCCUUCGUCUUCUCUGCAGCAUCACAGGUGGUACAUCUCCUGCACAGUGGGAAGAUAUCACUGGUACUACUCCUCUCACCUUCAUCAAUGACUGUGUCUCCUUCACAACCAACGUGUCGGCCAGAUUCUGGCUUGCGGACUGCCACCAGAUUCCUGAGACUGUGGGUUUGGCUACACAGCUGUACAGGGAACUCAUCUGUGUGCCAUACAUGGCUAAGUUUGUUGUGUUUGCCAAAAUGAACGACCCAGUCGAGUCCCACUUGCGGUGCUUCUGUAUGACAGAUGACAAAGUUGACAAGACACUGGAGCAGCAAGAGAACUUUGAAGAGGUUGCCAGAAGCAAAGACAUUGAGGUUCUGGAAGGGAAACCCAUCUAUGUGGACUGCUAUGGCAAUUUGGCACCUCUGACCAAAGCUGGGCAGCAGCUAGUUUUUACAUUUUAUGCUUUUAAAGAAAACCGACUCCCAUUUUGUGUGAAGGUCAGAGACACUAGCCAAGAACCUUGUGGCCGACUGUCAUUCCUCAGAGAGUCCAAAACCUCUAAAGGUCUUCCACAGACUGCUGUCUGUAAUCUAAACAUCACACUGCCAGCACUGAAAAAGGAUAUGGAUUCAGAUGCAGAUGAAGAGACUGAAAAGCCAGAACGACGUCAUACCUUUGCAUCCCUAGCCUUACGUAAGCGAUACAGCUAUCUGACUGAGCCUGCAACGAAAACAGUUGAGCGAAGUACAACAAGAACACUGCCUGCUGGUUACGCUCACAAACCUGUCUUUUCAACAAGAUCUUACCAGGCAUGGUCGGCUGCUCCUAUUACCGUCCCUGGCCAAGCAAAGUGUGGACUGGGUUCCCUCUCCAGCUCAUCUUCCAACACGCCAUCUGCUUCGCCAUUAAAAUCAGUGUGGUCAAUAUCCUCUGCUUCCCCUAUCAAGUCCACCAUGGGAGCCUCAAAUGCAUCCUCUGUUAAGUCAGUUAGUGACAUCGCAUCACCCAUUAGAACUUACAGAACUGUGUCAUCUCCCAUAAAGACUGUAGUUCACCAAACUCAAUACCCUCUUCCAGUCUCUGCCAAUCUCAUGUCUUCACCUGGUAAAACUAGUACCGAUCCUCUGUCAGUGAAGGGACUUGCUGAGACGCUGUCUUCGAGAGCUACCUCUGUCCUUCCUUCAGUGUCUGUAUUGGAUAGAACCUCCAUCACAACGACUCUGUCUGAAUCUCAGAAGUCAACAAUGAAUAUGUACAAUUCAGCUUUGCCCUUCAAAUCAAUCUUAAGCUCAUCGGGCGCUGCAGUAUCCUCCUCUGUUAAAACAAUACCAAACAUCUCCACAGUCAAAACUACUGCAGACAGCACUGCAGCAUCUAUGGGACAGUAUCUGUCAUCCUUUACAUCUCCAGCUAAGUCUAUUUCAUCUGCUGACACAGCCUUGCUAAAUGGUGCAGUCUCACAGAUCAGACAUCCUUCAUCGUCCUCCUUAACAUCCCGUAUGCUCUCAGGAGUUACCUGCAGCUUGCAAGACAGAAUUCAAGCUACAACACAAGCUGCCACUACCAGUGUUAGUGCGGCCAUUGAUGAGGCUGAAAAAGCCUUUAACACCUGCUCUGCCUCAAGCUAUGGCACUUUGAAAUCCAUGGCUUCACCUUUAAGAUCAAAUGCAUCUAGUUCAGUUUAUGCCUCUUUCAGAUCUCCAUCUUCCCCACACACCCCAGUAUCAUCCAGUACCAUGACUGUGCCAGUGUUCUCCCUUGUAAGUGUUCUCCCUGAGUCCCAAGUGAAAAAAUCACCAGAAAAAGUGACAACUACCGCUCAAACGCAUACCCCAACACCUUCUGUCCCCAAAUCAAAGUUAUCAAUGAAAUCCCACCUCUUCAUUUCUCCUGCAACCCUCAAAGCAGCCACUGCUUCCUCACUAUCUUCCAACCAAGAGAUACUGAGGGAUGUAGCAGAUAUGAAGGAAGAUCUGAUAAGAAUGACAGCCAUUCUACAAACUGACUCCAGUUCAACACCUAAAACUUUCCAGUCUCAUGCCUCCAAAGAAGCCAAAAUGGAGGAUGAGGAACCUUUCAGUCUAGUUGAAAAAGUGAAGGAAGAUCUUGUAAAAGUUAGUGAGAUACUCACAAAGGAUGUGUUGAGUGAGGUAAAAGCCUUGACUAAAGAGAAGAGCACUGAAGAAGACUGGGAAGAAUUCUCCAAAGAUGAGAUUGAGGAAGCUCAACAAAGUGCUUUGAGAUAUUAUCCCAGUUUUGAGCAAACCCUACCAGUUAGGCCACAGUCAGUACCAGACAAAGAUCUUGGUUUAGCUAAGGUGGUUGACUACUUGAUGAAUGACAUUGAUGCUAGCUCCCUCUCAAAAAUGGAUGAUGUAAAGGGUAAAUAUGAUGAAAUGAAAAAAGAGGGAGAGGAAAAACAGAAGCGUGUGAUCAAGCCUGAACAUAAGCUCAAAAUGCCACCCCAAGGUAUGCGCACCUCUGCCUCAGAGAAAGACUUAUGCAGACUAGCUGAUCCCUCUAUUGGGACGGAUGCGAUUUUGGAAUCCCCUGAGGAUUUUUCUCAUGAUCAAGAUAAGAGCCCUCUCUCAGAUAGUGGUUUUGAAACCAGAAGUGAAAAGACUCCUUCAGCCCCUCAAAGUGCAGAGAGCACAGGGCCCAAAUCUCUCUUUACAGAUGUGCCCAUACCACCUGUCAUAACAGAGACCAGAACAGAGGUUGUACACGUUAUCAGGAGCUAUGAACAUCCUGAGGAGGUCUGUGAACCUAUUAUGGAUGACGCAGCAUCUUUGCACCCACCUGCAUGCAUAGACCCGGAGCCAGCAGUUGGCUCUAUCAAAGAUAAAGUAAAAGCCUUCCAGAUGAAAGUUAACUCAGAGGAAGACUCUCUUAUGACCAAAAGUAUGCGCCUCAAAGAAGAAACCCACAUAACCACCACAACACGGAUGGUUUACCACAAGCCACCCUUAAAAGACGGUGGCUCUGAGAGGAUUGAAGAAACCAUGUCAGUGCGAGACAUAAUGAAAGCAUUCCAGUCAGGAAGGGACCCGUCAAAAGAAUUAGCCGGUUUAUUUGAGCACAAGGCAGGCCAAGAUUCUAUUAAAGGAGAUGAACUAUCUCCAAGAUUCCUUGAAAAAGAUACAAAAUCCAAGCCAAAAGUUGAAAGAAUAAUUGAGGUUCACAUAGAAAAGGGAAACACCACUGAACCAACAGAGGUCAUCAUCAGAGAGACAAAGAAACACCCAGAAUUUAUUUGCAAGGGUGACCGUGGACUUAGGGAACUUUCUGAUAGGUUAGAAAGUGAUUUUGAAAUGGUUCAAGAAGAGGAGGAGCUUACUGCUGAAGAAUCGCUGCCAUCCUACUUAGAAACUUCCAGAGUGAAUACACCUGUCUCUCAGGAAGAAGACAGUAGACCCAGUUCUGCUCAGCUCAUCACUGAUGAUUCAUAUAAGGCAUUUAAGCUUCUGAGCCAACAUUCUAUUGAGUAUCAUGAUGAUGAGUUAUCAGAGCUAAGGGGGGAAUCUUACAGGUUUGCUGAGAAAAUGCUGCUCUCAGAGAAACUGGACAUAUCACACUCUGAUAAUGAAGACUCAUUUGCAGAACAGGCACAUGGUUUAACCUCAGAAAUGCAAGGAACAGAGGGCUUUUAUGGAGAAAAAGUACACGGGUCCAGGAAAGAGUCCAGUUUCAGAUCAGCAAAGGAUGCAACAGACAAAUCAGGUAAAUUUUUUCAGCAGGAUAAUCAGCAUGACAAACUGACAGUAUUGCAUUACACCACAGAGCCUGGUAGCCCCAAACAUGCAGUGUGGAUGCGAUUUACCCAAGAUAGGCAGGAUAAAAAUAGAGAGAAGCUUUUAUAUGAAGACCGUGUGGAUCAAACUGUGAAGGAGGCAGAAGAAAAACUAAGCGAAGUCUCGCAAUUUUUCCGUGAUAAAACAGAAAAGCUGAAUGAUGAGCUACAGUCCCCUGAGAAAAAGCCCCACACAAGGGAUUCAAUGGAGACACAUUCGGUGCCAAGCUCAUUGUGUAGCAGCCCAGAAAAAACAAAACAUAAGAGUGAUGUUAAUGCUGAGGAAUGGAGCAAGGGUAGGCAAAAACUGUUUGGCAGCACAAAUGAAAGGCGAAGUGCUAGUUUGCCAAACAGUCCUGAGAGACACGUAUUGUCACAUUUGAAUGAAGACAAAUCAAAACAGGGAAAUACUGUUCCAAAGUCAAAGACAGGUGGGACCUCUCCACCAGUCCAGGUGAAGACCUCCAGGGUGAGUUCUGUGAAGCUGAAAUUUGAAACAGAGGCACAAAAGCAAGACAAGAACAUACCAACUGGACAAUCAAAACCACCCGUCAGAAAGCUUCAGGAGAGUAAAUUACCUGUGUAUCAGUUCUUUGCUGGAUCAAAGACUGGCAAAGCUGAUUCCAAAGAAGAAGUGAAACCUAGUAAUAAAGGUUCAGAAACUGAUAAAAACAUAAGAACAACUGAAAUAAGUUCUUACAGCACUAAGUUUGGAGUGUCUGCCAGCACCCAAGGACAAUUAAUUGAAGAAUUAUCGACUAAAACCACAGACAAUGGCAUAGCUCCAUCAGGCACUGAUAAGGAAAAACAUGUACAAGUUGGGCUUCCCCCCCGUAAUGGCAGCAGUGAAGUUGAGAGGGAUCAAAUUUGUACCUCUAAUGACUUUCAGAGUCCAGCUUCUGGAGAUACAAGUGAACAACAACAUUUAAAAUCUGGACCUUCCUCAGUGGAAAUGAUAUCAACCACUGCUGUGAAAAAGGUUGCGUCUGACUUGCCUCCAUCUAAGGACUACAGAGAAAGUAAUGAUGUGCAGAUGAGGACGGUCAAAAAGAAGACAGAAUCCCAGAUCCCUGUCCGAACAAUGUCUAAUCUCCCAGACAUGGAUCAGUCAAAGAAAACUAAGCCAGACACAUUUGUUAAACCAUCUGAAAAGAGCACAUCACAUCUACCUACCCUGGCCAAAACCAGAAUUCAGGGUCGCUCAGAAAUGUCUAGGAAUGAGACUUUAACAAAAUCUCAAGACUCAUUAGAAUCUAGCAUACUGAGAGAUUCAGUGCCCUCAAAUCUCAAAGAAUCUAGCCCAGUUGAAAAAAUAUCUGCUGUUACAACUAGAGAAAGUUUCAAAGGUUUAAAAACUUUACCAGUUUAUAUAAGUGUACAAGUAGGAAAACAAGCUGACAAAGAGUCAGCAGGGGGGCAAAAUGGAUCUUCCAAAAAGACCAUCAGUUCAGAGAGCAGAACAAUAUACACAGUAAAACAGAAACAGCCCACAUCCCCCCAAGGUAGCCCUGAUGAUGACACUCUAGAACAGGUAUCUUUCAUUGACAGCUCAGGAAAAAGUCCAAUGACCCCUGAAACACCUAGCUCUGAGGAGGUUAGCUAUGAUCUCACCUCUAAAACUCCUGAUUCUUUCAUGGGGUUCAUGCCAACCAACCCAAGCCCAAUUCCAGAGGUCUCGGAGGAGUCAGAGGAAGAAGAGCAAGGCAAAGUAUCUGUCAAGGAAGCAUCAUUAGAGAGGCCAGAAGUUGUCGAUGCUAAACUAAGAAAUGGCAACCAUGACACUGGACAGACAUUGAAAGAUAAACGAAUUCCUUACAUAGAAUUUCCUCCUCCACCGCCCUUGGACGCAGACUCAUCUCAGCCUGAGAAAAAAGGCUCAAGUCCCUCAUCAGAAGCUGAAACUGAUAUGAUGGAGGUCAACCUCCAGGAGGAACAUGAUAAACACCUUCGUGCUGAACCCAUAAUCAGAGUCCAGCCUCCAUCCCCUGUGCCUCCUGGGGCUAAUGAGAGUGAUUCUAGUGAGGAUGAGUCAAUCUUUCAACCUAUCCCUGUGAAGAAAUAUACCUUUAAGAUCCCAGAGGAACAAGAUGAAAAAGAACCCAAACUAAAAAAACAUGAUAAGAAUGGCAAUAACAAAGAACCUGGCACAGGGAAAGAUGAUUAUGAUUGUGAGCAAAAUGGGAAUGAUCAAUCCAUAACAGAUUGCUCCAUAGCAACAACUGCUGAGUUUUCUCAUGAUACAGAUGCCACAGAGAUUGAUUCUCUUGAUGGUUAUGAUUUUCAGGAUGAGGAUGACGGUUUGAAUGAACAGGAGUUAAAACCAUUUGGAUUUUCCAGCGAAAACAGAAAAGACAUUUGGGCCUCAGAGAGUAUGCUGAAGCCAAGCGAUCGGUCUUUUAGCCAGACUAAACUUGAAGUAAUCGAAGAGGAAUUACUUCCAGAAGAGGACAAAAUCACAAAAACAAAGCAUGACUCAUUUGAUAAAAAAUCUGAAGAUGGAAAAUUAAAUGGAAAAGAGAAAACAAAGUCUGCAAGAGAAGGACUUUCAGAUACCUACUUUAGUUAUAAACUAGAAGAAGAAUUUCACACCCCUUUUAAAACUGUUGCAACCAAGGGCUUGGACUUUGAUCCUUGGUCAAGCAAAGGAGGGGACGAAGAAGUAAUUGAUGCUAGAAUACAAGAGGAUGAGCCCAAGCCAUUUGGGCUAGCUGCAGACGACAAGUCUCAGACAACAACCCCUGACACAACCCCUGCUAGAACUCCAACUGAUGAAAGCACACCAACUAGUGAACCGAACCCUUUCCCUUUCCACGAAGGGAAGAUGUUUGAGAUGACGCGCAGUGGUGCAAUUGACAUGAGCAAGCGGGAUUUUGUCGAAGAGAGGCUGCAGUUUUUUCAGAUUGGCCCACAAAGUCCCUGUGAAAGAACUGAAAUGCGUAUGGCCAUAGUAGCUGAUCAUCUGGGCUUGAGCUGGACUGAGCUGGCCAGGGAAAUGGAUUUCUCAGUAGAAGAGAUAAAUCACAUUCGUGUGGAGAACCCCAACUCAUUGGCAGCUCAGAGUUUCAUGCUAUUAAAGAAAUGGGUUAGCAGAGAUGGUAAAAAUGCUACAACGGACGUCUUAACCUCAGCGCUGACAAAGAUCAAUCGGAUGGAUAUUGUGACAUUGCUGGAAGGGCCAAUAUUUGACUAUGGUAACAUUUCAGGCACAAGGUGUUUUGCAGAUGAUAACGCAGUUUUCCUGGAUCAGGCUGAUGGUAAAGUUUAG